This is a messenger RNA of Scleropages formosus (Asian bonytongue), 1796 nucleotides long. It is a transcript of the gene gpr132b, whose product is annotated as G protein-coupled receptor 132b. Gene Ontology annotation, biological process: negative regulation of G2/M transition of mitotic cell cycle; G protein-coupled receptor signaling pathway; G1/S transition of mitotic cell cycle. Gene Ontology annotation, molecular function: G protein-coupled receptor activity. Bases 283 to 1326 code for a protein of 347 amino acids. The transcript is spliced from 3 exons. Gene Ontology annotation, cellular component: membrane. The record is from RefSeq and is a predicted model, not a curated record. NCBI's taxonomy places the organism in Eukaryota, Metazoa, Chordata, Actinopteri, Osteoglossiformes, Osteoglossidae.
CAGCGCGCGCGCAUGGAGCGCGCAGUCGCUACACCUGCUUCAUAUGAGAGUAUUGCUGUACAGCCACGAGGCAUGACCCGCGCAUAUCUUUUCGCGACAGAUGGAGACAGGAGGCGGCGUUUGUCUCAGUGCAGUGAGUCCAGUGAAGAGCGAUGAAGAUGAUGGCCCUGCCUCCUCUCCGGACACAUGGUCUGCUGGUCCGCUACAGAAAUCAUCGCCUUAAGACAGAACGCGAGCUGAGCUGCUCUUAACACAUCAGAUCCUUGAAAAAGCACCACAUACAUGAAGACCAUGACCUCAUUUGAUGGAAGCCAAAACCAGACAGCUAGCCACAACUGCACACUUCCAUAUGAGGUGGAUCGGGUACCACUGGUGGUUCUGUACAGCAUGGUGGUGAUCAUCGGGCUUCCAGCCAAUGUGGCCACUGUCUACAUGACCUUCCUCCAGGUGAGGCGCAAGAACGUGCUGGGCAUUUACCUGCUGAGCCUGUCACUGUGUGACCUCAUGUACCUUUGCACCCUGCCAUUGUGGAUGAUCUAUGUGAGUCAAGCCCAUGAGUGGAAUCUGGGCUCACUGGCCUGCAAGAUCACAGGAUACAUCUUCUUUAACAACAUGUACAUCAGCAUCUUCCUGCUGUGCUGUGUCUCCAUCGACCGCUAUGUGGCAGUGGUCUACGCUGUGGAGUCGCGUGGCAUACGGCAACAGAAAUUAGCUGGUGUCAUCUCCGUGGGUGUUUACCUUCUGGUGGCACUUUCCCAUGUGCCUGUGUUCACCAUGCGGGAGGGUGACACUGACAAGGGACCGCGUCGCUGCUUUGAGCCAGGCCAAAGUAGUGCUACAGUUGCGGGGUUUAACUAUGCCCGCUUUGUCAUUGGCUUUCUCAUUCCACUCAGUGUCCUGGUGGUCACCAACCGUGCCAUUCUUAUCAACAUCCAGGCCAGUCCAGGCCUGCGCAGCUCUCAGAAGGUCAAGGUCAAGUACUUGGCCAUAGCAGUUAUUAUUUUUUUUCUGGUAUGCUUUGCGCCUUACCAUAUCAUCUUGCUGUUGCGGGCAGUUGCAUUCCACUUUCCUGACCUCCAUAAGAACUGUGACUUUUUAAAGAGCAUCUACACACCCUACACCAUCUUCCUUGGGCUGUCCACCAUCAACAGCGCCACGAACCCCAUCCUUUACGUUCUGGCCAGUGACAACAUUCGCAAGGAGAUCAAACAGAGCCUAGCCAGCCUUAGCGGUCGUACUGCUCUGCAACCCCGUCUCACGGACAGCAGCCAGCACAAGAUGCAGUCGUCAGACGCCGCCACCCACAAGGACAUCCACAGUUGCUGAACCUGGCUUUGUGAGGCCUGAAGGCUUAUAUAGUGCAAACCACUGUGGUGCAGCACUGUGGGACUAACUGGGCCAGCACUCCUGUUCUUCCUCAGUUUCAGCUCCGAAACACUUGAAAUUUCUCACCUCAGUGUGUUCAGGCCGAGAUACAUUCCCAUUGUCGCUUGCCAAGGUGCGAUUAAAAUGUGUAAACUUAGCUGCUGUGAAGGAAUGACUUGUUUUUAAAAAUUAAAUGAAGUUUUCAGUCUUUCAAAUAGAAAAAAUGGAGCCAAAGUCAUGAACUUGAUUGCACCAAAAAACUUUGCUCAUGAGAGAGCAACCAGGAACAUUCUGGCUUAAUGCCUUUCUCAAUCCUCUCUUUCAGUUGAAGACAUGAUGGGAAGCUUUGAACAAAGGAACUUUUAUCAUCAAUAGCUUGUACAGUGAAAAUGUAUAUCAUUUAAUUUAAUGUGUGUAACAAAACCUACAGA